AUGAACCGAACGGUGCCCGCCGCUCCUUUUGCUGCCAUUGCUGGCGUUGCCGCUUUGCUCGCCUACGUGCGUGCGCGUCUCCGCCGCGGCCACCGGCGUGAGGAUGCGCGGCUGGAGGACGGGGCGGGGCGGAACAGCUUCGAUAACAGCUUGCCUUCUCGGCUCGAGAUCCUCGCGCACUACUGGAGCUGCCCUCGGCUCACUCUGCGCGCGCCCGUCGGCGCUCUCAAGGGCUGGGUGCUGGCGACACUUUGGCUCGAGCUCGCACUCUUCACGGCCCCCGAGCUGUGCGUCCUCGCCGUUCCCGAGGUCGUUGAGCUGUACUCCGGCGUGCUCCCGUACCGCCAGGACAAGCCCGACCUGCCGCAUCUGGUCGAGUGGCUGCUGCCCGGCAUGGCCUCUGCGAGUGUGCACGGCUCAACGUCGAUGGGCGACUGGAUGGGCGGCCCUCCGUCGCCGCUGGUAGCGUCGCGCGUGACGUGGCUGAGGUGCGUGCGCCAGGCCCUCCUGGUGGGCUGGAUCCUCUUCUUGCUCAUCCCUCUCUCGGACUGGCCGCGGGCAGCGACGGCCGCCUUUGCAACUGGCGCCGCCGCCUAUUUCCUACUCGGCACGAUCGGGCUCCUUUACGACCCUUGCCACAACAUCCAGGCGGACGCACCCAAUAUCCGCGACCGGGGGCACUGCGCACUCUCCGCCUCCCUCCUCUUUGUCGUUGUCGCCGCAUUCGCCGUGCCCGACUUGGCCUCCAACCCUCGCAGCGCGGCGUGGCUCCGCCACACAAGUCUUGUGGCGGUCUUGGUCCCGGUCUACCUCUUCUCGGGCAUCUCCAAGGUGCGAUACAGCGGCGAUUGGCUGUUGGCGGUGCGUGGAGACAAGUACGGGCUCGGCGACGAGAAGGUUGUCCGCGCACCGUUGGCCGAGGUCUCGCUCUACAUCGCGCGCAGCCCGUGGCUCUGUAUGCUCUUCUCCUGGGGAAACCUCCUCGUCGAGCUCGCGCUGCCGGUCGCGCUGCUCUACCUCCUCGCGAGGCGCGAACGCGGCUGGCGGCUCCGAGUCGUCCUCCCUCUCUUCGUGUUCGGCGCCUUCGGUUUCCACGCGAGCAUCCUCCUCCUGAUGGGGCCCAACUUCCUCCGCAUGUUUCCGCUGCUCGUCCUGGCACACUAA
This is a messenger RNA of Emiliania huxleyi CCMP1516, 1164 nucleotides long. RefSeq lists its product as hypothetical. The record is from RefSeq and is a predicted model, not a curated record. The transcript is spliced from 3 exons. Bases 1 to 1164 code for a protein of 387 amino acids. Lineage: Eukaryota; Haptophyta; Isochrysidales; Noelaerhabdaceae.